AUGUUUUGGGUGGUUGGAUCCUUAGUUUCCGUUACAGUUGUUAAUGUGUUAAUGAUUUGUGUCGGUAGGGCAUUUAAAGGAGUUUCCGUUGGAAUAUUUGCUGCUCAUUUACCAGUUUAUGUUUCCGACGUCAUCCCAGCUCAUAAAAAAGAAGCAAUAUUAUCAGCAGUUCAGUGGUGCUUGACUUGGGGAAUCUGUGUUAUGUUCUUAUUGGGAUUUGCAUGUUUAAAAUUAGGAGGAACAAUAUCAUUCCGAGUGGCUUGGGCAAUCGAGGCAAUUCCGGGUUUAUUGGUUCUAUUUUGUGCUGGAUGGUUACCAGAAUCUCCAAAAUGGCUAAUCACUCGAAAAAGAUGGAAAGAGGCUCACAAUAUAUUGAAUAAUCUUCAACACAGAGAGCCAAUUACCAGAGAAGGCAUGCAUUCCAAUGAAGACACUAAUGAAAUUGGUGGUGAUGUUGAAAAAGCUAUCGAUGCUUAUCAGGCAGCCUUCAAAGAUGGCAAGAAUUGUGACUUUAGUGAACUAUUCAAAGCCCCAUUGCUAAAUCAUACUUUAACAGGAUUAUUUGUUCAAGUGAUGGUUCAGUUGACAGCCAUCAAUGUGUUGAUGUACUUCUUGGUGUACAUCUGUGAAAUGAUUGGUCUUCAAGGAAAUAGGAAAAUCGUCGCCACAUCAUUACAAUAUGUCAUUAAUAUUAUCUUUACGAUUUUCCCCAUGGUACUUUUGAGUAAAUUGAGAAGAAAAGAUGUAAUUGUUUUUGGAAUUUCUACUCUUGGAUUAUGCUUGGUUAGCAUUUCAAGUGUGAUGGGAUGGUUUGGUCACAAAAUUACACCAAUGAACGGAAAUACUUCAAUCCAGUGGGAAAUUCAAGGAGCUCCAGGCUCGGUAGUUUUAGCCCUAUGCUACUUAUUUGUUGCAAUAUUCGCUUCUACAGUUGCAUGUGCUUCGUGGAUAUAUACUGAAGAGAUUUUUCCUAGAAGGGCAAAACCUAAAGGAUCUGCAAUUUGCAUUUCCACUUCAUGGUUUGUUAGUACUUUGUUAACGUUUGUUGGACCAUUAUUUUUGCAAUAUUUUAAAUGGGCAACGUUCAUGAUUUUUGGAGUCAUUUGCAUCAUUAGUUCUGUAAUAAUGAUCAUGAUUUUUCCAGAAACUUAUAAAAAGACAGACAUCGAAAUCGAAAACCUAUAUAUUCCUCAUUCCACCAUUGAUGGAAGAUUUGUUGUCGGGGGCGAUGAUGAGGAAGAAGAAGAAGAAGAAGAAGAAGGAGAAGAGGGGGAGGAGGAACAAGAGAAAGAGGGAAAAAAUAAUCCCGGAAUGAGAAAUGAAAUCUUUAGUAGUGGGAAAACUCAAGGAAGAAGUUACACAUUGCUAUCAAAAGGUUUGAUGUUCGGUGGCACUUCUGGAAAUAGCGAGCUUUGUCAAGUUUCCCCAUUUCUCAGGAAAUCAGGAAGUGGCUCGAUAUUUGGGGGACCCAUUAAUAUUGUGGACUCUUUGAGCUCUCAGAUUUCGCCAUUUGAUGCCAUUGAGGACUGCAACAGCCCAUUCAAAACCAAUGUUUCUGGGAGAAUCUAUUAA
Messenger RNA from Saccharomycopsis crataegensis, 1572 nucleotides. RefSeq lists its product as uncharacterized. Gene Ontology annotation, molecular function: carbohydrate:proton symporter activity. The record is from RefSeq and is a predicted model, not a curated record. NCBI's taxonomy places the organism in Eukaryota, Fungi, Ascomycota, Saccharomycetes, Ascoideales, Saccharomycopsidaceae. The transcript has a single exon. Gene Ontology annotation, cellular component: membrane. Gene Ontology annotation, biological process: carbohydrate transport; transmembrane transport. Bases 1 to 1572 code for a protein of 523 amino acids.